Suillus subalutaceus is the source of this 1215-nucleotide messenger RNA. RefSeq names its product Zinc/iron permease. Bases 233 to 1141 code for a protein of 302 amino acids. Gene Ontology annotation, biological process: zinc ion transmembrane transport. The transcript has 9 exons. The record is from RefSeq and is a predicted model, not a curated record. Gene Ontology annotation, cellular component: plasma membrane. NCBI's taxonomy places the organism in Eukaryota, Fungi, Basidiomycota, Agaricomycetes, Boletales, Suillaceae. Gene Ontology annotation, molecular function: zinc ion transmembrane transporter activity.
UUAGGUUUCCGCAUCAGGAGGUCCAGUGCAGAACCCUCCCAGUCAUGAAAGUCAGAGGGGAUAUAUAACGUCCUCACAGAGUAUUUAAUCUUCUUGUUCUCUCACUCGCCAAGUUCGUGAAAGGCUACCUCACUUCAAACCAUGUCGGAUUUAAACUGCGGUUCCGGUGGAGGCGCGACUACAUACCCACAGUUGCGCAUCGCAUCGGUUUUCAUCAUCCUCAUUCGGAUCCAUGAGCGGCGCACUUUUUCCAGUCCUUGCUACACGGUCAAGCUGGCUUCACGUUCCCAAAGCCGUCUUUGACUUUGCCAAAUACUUUGGUUCCGGUGUCAUCAUAGCUACAGCCUUUAUUCAUCUCCUCAGCCCCGCUAUAGAGGAGCUUGCAUCUCCAUGCCUGUCACCGGCUUGGCAGGAGUAUCCUUACCCGCUCGCAUUAGCCUUGCUCAGCGUAUUUUCGAUUUUUAUCGUUGAGCUGGUGGCCUUCAGGUGGGGUACAGCCAAGUUGGCGGCCCUCGGUCUGAGUCAUGAUGCGCACGGUCACGGUCUCGGUGCCCUCGCUGCACAUGGACCUGAAGGUGGAAUACCGAAUGACGACUCAACCCCUGAGAAGAGCAAGGAAGAUCUAGAAUCUGCCCAUGAUCAUAAGCACCUGGAUCUUGGUGCCACAGGGCAGAUCAUCGGUGUGUUCAUCCUAGAAUUUGGCGUAUUAUUGCAUAGUAUGCUCAUUGGUUUGACGCUGGCGGUCGAUCCGAACUUCAAAAUAUUGUUUGUUGUCAUCGUGUUUCAUCAGAGCUUUGAGGGUCUUGGAGUUGGUACUCGUCUCGCUCACUUACAGCUUCCCCCAAAGUACAAUUAUGUAGCCAUCUGUGGCGCGCUGCUCACGUACAACCCAAACAGCACCACCGCCUCCAUUGUGAGUGGAGUGCUCGACUCGCUGAGUGCGGGUAUCCUGUUGUAUACUGGUCUCGUUGAGCUUCUUGCUCACGAGUUUAUCUUCAAUAAAGAAAUGAUCAACGGGUCUAACGGACGCGUUGCUUAUGCCCUCUCAUGCAUGCUUUUCGGAUGUGGCAUUAUGGCGCUGCCUGGGGCGUUGGGCAUAAUAGUCAUCAAGUCAUCAAUAUGUUAUGACCGUCUAGUGUAAUAUCGGAGAUCUCACUGGUUGACAGUUGCAGUUCUAGCUAUUGCACCGGAACCUAUUUUCAAGCUAUGGUGGUC